ACAUCGAUUUAAUUAUUCAGCGUAACAUUUAUUUGUUAAGGCAUACAAUUAAAGUUUCGCUUCAAUCAAUAUAUCAAUAUUAUAUUCUGUUAAGUUGUUUGUAUGUGCAGUCACGAAACCCAAAUAUCAGACAUAUCAGUGUAGUUCGAGUGUUUCUAGUUCUAGAGGAUUGAUUAUAUUUGAAGGUUGCACGGCUCAAGCAGAACGGGAAGAAACGGGAAUAAAACAUUCAAAUAGAAGUACAGUUUUUUGUUUGCAGCGUCUUUAUUCCCUGUGGCGAUUCUUAUUCAUAAACAUACCACAGGGAUACCACCAGUUGUCUUUGUUGCUUGGGUAGUGUGAAUCAUUAACCAUCCCUUGAACAUGAUGCGAACGAGCUUGGUUGUACUUUCGCUCCCUUUUCUUCUCGGUAUCUUCAAGUCKACUGAAGGAGUAUCGGGUGGGGUCGGGAGUCCUAGCAAUGGACAACUCAAAACCUUCCCUAACAAUGCAAGCAGAUUAUGUGUUGUACUUCAAUGGACUUCAAUAUGUGACAGCAAAGUUACCAUCUGCAGGACGACUCUAAAACUUACCACGAAACGCAAAAAUGUAAAAUCAUCAAUCACAAAGACCUCUUUUAUUCCUCAUACCGCCGCCGACAACAGGACAAAGUACCAGUGCGUUUACGAUGCAUCGAAAGAAAGCUCAAGUUGUUGUGCAGAGAUUGUUAAAGGACUAAUGGCGCAGGAUGCGAUAGGGGAAGAAUUCUUGCCUUCUCUCCAAGCCAUGUGGGCAUUACAGUCAACGUUGCCUGGCUACCAAAGCCAACGAAUACAACUGUGUACCUGCGAGUCAGGCUGGGAAGGCAGAAACUGUGAAAUAUUGAAAGGCGUUGCUGCCAUGAAGGAUAAAUGCCUUGCUAAUGACACCAAAGCAAUAAAAACAGAAUCCAACAAAAACCCACACGACUGUUUAACUGCUUGUAAAGCUACAAAAGAUUGCAGGUCGUUCGUGUUCAYCCCAGCCAGUGCGAGUAGCAAAACUGGAAGCUGCAACUUGUACAACGUAAACAGCAAAGACGGCAAGGUCGUUUCAUGCGCUGGAAAAUCUUUGUUUGACAUGACCGGAGGCGGAGAGAAACCAACAGCAGGUGCUGCAACAGCCAUCGGGUCUCUCUACGCUCCUCUCCUUGUAGUCAUUGCAAACAUGGUCGCUUUGUUCAAUCUGUAAAGCACUCCUAGAAUAAAUGGGYCAUGUCUUCGACUCUGCUUUUAAUUAAUCGUUGUAUCGACCAUAUUAAUCCUUCCCGCACUAGAGUCUAAUGGUAAAGAAUCUGUUAACUCUGUUCCCCUUACGGUUUCGUACACUUCAUGGAAAGGAUCAAUAAAAAGCUUUAUAAUACAUUGUAAACUUGAGGAACUCAUUGUGGUAUAUAUUCACCCAAAAUAUGCAAUUUAACGUAGUAAACAACAUUAUUUAUUGUAAAUCUAAUUUAUAGGUUUUGUUUCGCUGUGUACGACUGUUUGGUGAAAAUUGCCAAGCUGUACGCACACUUAGUUAGAUGCAUGAGCACGUUAUGAUCGUUGAAAUACAAUAUUCAGCUGUA
Molecule: messenger RNA, 1585 nt
Organism: Exaiptasia diaphana
Lineage: Eukaryota; Metazoa; Cnidaria; Anthozoa; Actiniaria; Aiptasiidae
Source: RefSeq, a predicted model, not a curated record